This is a messenger RNA of Acanthamoeba castellanii str. Neff, 900 nucleotides long. RefSeq lists its product as uncharacterized. The transcript has 8 exons. Gene Ontology annotation, biological process: mitotic sister chromatid cohesion. The coding region runs from base 1 to 900 and encodes 299 amino acids. Gene Ontology annotation, molecular function: ATP binding; cohesin loader activity; ATP hydrolysis activity. The record is from RefSeq and is a predicted model, not a curated record. Lineage: Eukaryota; Discosea; Longamoebia; Acanthamoebidae.
AUGGUGCAUAUCAAAAAGGUCGUAAUUCAGGGGUUCAAGAGCUACAAAGAGCUAUUGGACUUGGAGCCUUUCAGUAAGGGCAGUAAUGUCAUCGUGGGGCGCAACGGCUCGGGCAAGUCCAAUUUCUUUUUCGCCAUCCGUUUCGUGCUCAGCGAUCUUUUCUCGAAUCUUCGCGCUGAUGAGAGGCAGGCCCUGCUUCAUAUUGAUCGAGAUGAGGUGGUUUUGCGACGACAGAUUGGUCUCAAGAAGGACGAGUACUCACUGGACAAGAAACACGUCAGCAAGCAAGACGUAGUGAACCUGCUCGAGAGUGCUGGCUUCUCGCGAUCCAAUCCGUACUACAUUGUCCAGCAGGGCAAGGUCAACGCGUUGACAAUGAUGAAGGAUUCCGAGCGUCUCGAGUUGCUCAAGGAAGUGGCCGGCACCCGAGUGUACGACGAGAGGAGGGACGAGAGUUUGAAGAUCAUGAAGGAAGCAGGCGCGUUCUUCUUCCUCUUCUUCUUCGGUCAAGCUGCUGGGCGGAGGGAGAAGAUCGAAGAAAUGUUGCGCUACAUUGAAACGCGACUGAAGGAGCUCGAAGACGAAAAGGAGGAGCUCAAGGCCUACCAGGAGCUCGACCGCGAGCGCAGGGCACUCGAGUACACUCUUUACACCAAGGAACUCCAGAGCACCAACGAAACCCUCAGAAGGCUCGGCACAGACCGACAGGAGGAGUCGUCGCGCGCCAAGGAGGAAUACCAAAACGCGUUGCUCGUGCACAAGGCGCUCAAGGCCAAGGAGCGGGAGCUGAAGGACGCCGAGAUCGAGAUGCGACGCCUGAACAAGGAGAAGAGCGAAAUAGCUCCCGUGGUGCCAGAUCUCGUCCCUACCCCAAGGCCAUUUGUUAAGCUUUCAUUAUAA